Molecule: messenger RNA, 321 nt
Organism: Alternaria metachromatica
Lineage: Eukaryota; Fungi; Ascomycota; Dothideomycetes; Pleosporales; Pleosporaceae
Exons: 3
Coding region: 1-321 (106 amino acids)
Source: RefSeq, a predicted model, not a curated record
AUGUCGAGCCUAGAUGAGAACUUCAAGAUGCAGUUCAUUCUUGCCUCCGUCAUUGCCAUUGCUGCCGCUCUCACUCCCGCGGUCAGCGCCUUCUCCGUUAGCAACUGCGAGACCGGCCAGUACAAGAACUUCGGCGAAGGUGGUAACAACAAGUGUCAGGGGUUCAACACUGGCAAGAGCGUUGCAUUCGACAGCAACAAGGGCCUGUCUCUCCGCGUCUUCGCUUCGACCAAUUGCCAGGCUGGCGACGAGAUUCUUAUCACCGAGCAGAACAAGUGCCAGGAAGUUCCUUUCACCGGACUAUCGGUGCUGGCGGAGUAA